Molecule: messenger RNA, 833 nt
Organism: Adelges cooleyi (spruce gall adelgid)
Lineage: Eukaryota; Metazoa; Arthropoda; Insecta; Hemiptera; Adelgidae
Product: NPC intracellular cholesterol transporter 2 homolog a-like
Exons: 4
Coding region: 206-703 (165 amino acids)
Biological process (GO): sterol transport
Molecular function (GO): sterol binding
Source: RefSeq, a predicted model, not a curated record
AUUUUUAAUUUAAUACAAUUCAGCAGCAGCAACAGCUAUAAUGUGUAUACACCCGAAGGCCAGCUAGUAUAAAUAAAAAAAAAAACGCAACUAUAAGUGUUUUUUGAUCCGAGACUAUAAUAAGUAUAAUAUCAUCCAACCGCUGUUGUAUCUUAUUAUGAACGUGUGCAACUUCCGCCGUGUUAUGUAGUCUGUUCGUCUCAAAAUGUCGAGCAAAGCUUUAACAAAAAUACUCCUCCUUUGCUCUGUGGCAGUGUCGCUUAUCCCGUGGGAAUGUGCAGCCACAACGACGGUUUAUAAAUGUGAUUCCAAUAACACCCAAGCAAUGGACGGCGUGACGUUGGAAAACUGUUCGGUGCCCAGAUGUCCGUUAAAACGAAACACCACGAUGCACGUUGAAAUCAAAUUCAAGUCGGAAUUCAACAUAAAGGACAUAAUCACAGAAGUGUACGGACACGUGUUCAACAUACCGGUUCCUUUGUUAGGAGUGGACAACAAAAGCGUAUGCAAUAAUAUAUUCACGGCGGACGGUGCUAAGACAACGUGUCCUCUGCUCAAAGGAAAUGAUUAUGUUUACAAAGACAUUGUCAGAAUACUGGAAGUGUACCCAAAGCUCAAGAUAAAUGUACACUAUAGUUUAAAGGAUCCUACGACAAAGAAGAUCGUCGCUUGUUUUGAAGUACCAGCAAAAAUCACCGAUUAGAUUAAUUAUUUAUAUAUAUAUAUAUAUUAAUUUAAAAAUAGAUAAACAAACAGUCUGAUUUGCUACUGAACACUUGCGUAUACACAAUAGUGUAUUGUAUAAUUUAAAAAAAAAAAAAAAAUACACACAA